Molecule: messenger RNA, 1199 nt
Organism: Pelecanus crispus (Dalmatian pelican)
Lineage: Eukaryota; Metazoa; Chordata; Aves; Pelecaniformes; Pelecanidae
Gene: PCGF3
Product: polycomb group ring finger 3
Source: RefSeq, a predicted model, not a curated record
AUGCUAACGAGAAAGAUUAAGCUUUGGGACAUUAAUGCCCAUAUAACCUGUCGUCUGUGCAAUGGAUACCUGAUUGAUGCUACUACUGUAACAGAAUGCUUACAUACUUUCUGUAGAAGCUGCCUAGUGAAAUAUUUGGAGGAAAACAACACCUGUCCAACCUGUAGAAUUGUUAUACAUCAGAGCCACCCGUUACAGUAUAUUGGUCAUGACAGAACAAUGCAAGACAUUGUUUAUAAACUUGUGCCAGGCCUCCAAGAAGCGGAAAUGAAAAAGCAAAGGGAGUUUUAUCACAAACUGGGCAUGGAAGUUCCAGGGGACAUCAAAGGGGAGACAUGUUCUACAAAACAGCACCUAGAUUCCCAUCGAAAUGGUGAAACUAAAGCAGAUGAAAAUUCAAACAAAGAAACUUCUGAGGAAAAACAGGAAGAAGAUAACGACUACCACCGAAGUGACGAACAGGUAAGCAUCUGCUUGGAAUGCAAUAGCAGCAAAUUGCGUGGAUUGAAACGGAAAUGGAUUCGCUGCUCAGCACAAGCAACAGUCUUGCAUCUAAAGAAGUUCAUUGCCAAAAAACUUAACCUUUCUUCUUUUAAUGAGCUGGACAUAUUAUGCAAUGAAGAGAUUCUUGGCAAGGACCACACACUCAAGUUUGUAGUUGUUACUAGAUGGAGAUUUAAGAAAGCACCUCUACUGCUACAUUACAGACCCAAAAUGGACUUGCUGUAAGAGAACUUUAUUGUCCUUCUGGACAGAGUUUUUUGCAGAGACGAUCAUCUGGCACCUUCUUAGUGCAUCACUAAUCACAUGACACAAACCAGCUGAAUAAUUUUGGAAGACUGUAGUGCUUUCAUAGCGGACUGUCCUUCUGAAUAUUUCUUCUAGGGAUGUGUUAACCUAGAUUUCUGGACAGAAAAUAUUUAUACUUUUUUUUGUACGGAAGAAAGAAGUUGCAACUCAACAAGACACUACCAGCACUAAGUUUACAGAUACUGAAAACACUUCACAGUCCCAUGUAGCUCAGCCUGAUUUAUCUCUUACAGUUACACAGAAAUAAGUUAGAAUGUUGUGGGGUGAUUUUAAAAAUGUUGCUUUUAACACCAAGUUGUAUUUAGUUACUUUUCACAUUCUGAAUCUUUAAAAACUAUAUUUUUGCAAAGUGUUACUGUCUUAUAUAGUAUGCCUGAUUGCAUUGGCUU